Liolophura sinensis is the source of this 3596-nucleotide messenger RNA. RefSeq names its product potassium voltage-gated channel protein Shaw-like. Gene Ontology annotation, molecular function: voltage-gated potassium channel activity; protein binding. Gene Ontology annotation, cellular component: membrane; voltage-gated potassium channel complex. NCBI's taxonomy places the organism in Eukaryota, Metazoa, Mollusca, Polyplacophora, Chitonida, Chitonidae. The transcript is spliced from 2 exons. The coding region runs from base 1 to 1512 and encodes 503 amino acids. Gene Ontology annotation, biological process: action potential; potassium ion transmembrane transport; protein homooligomerization. The record is from RefSeq and is a predicted model, not a curated record.
AUGAGAGCGAAUAAGUGGGAAGACCUGUGCCCGACAGACGUGGACCUGAAUAUGAACUGUCACAGGACCUUGCAAACCUUGCACACAACGAGCAAUCAACACGAAAAUGAUACCCAUGAUACCGAUCAAAUCAUCACGCUGAAUGUAGGGGGAGCAAUUUUCCAGACUUCUUACAGUACCCUCAGAAACAUCCCCAACACCCGUUUGUGCACUCUCGCAGAGGAAUUACCCAAAGCUUACCAAGGCAAGCCGAGAUACUUCUUUGAUCGGAAUCCGCAGUUGUUCAACUUUAUUCUAGACUUUUACCGUACGGGCGAGUUGCAUUUACCGAAGGGACACUGCGCUUUCUCCUUAAAGCGCGAACUUCAUUUCUGGGGGCUGAAUGAAGCCUGUGUAUCUGAGUGUUGCUGGGCUCAUUAUGUCAAAUCCACGAACCAGUACCGUCAGUACAAGAAGCUGCGGGAAGAGUUCAGAGGGAUGGGCAGUGGGCCUCGUCAGGAGCACUUUGGUUCUUGGCGGGAGAAAGUUUGGCAUUUUGUGGAAGAUCCCAGAUCGUCAUGUGCAGCAAAGAUAUACGCCGUCGUGACGAAUUUGUUGAUUCUGAUCAACGUUUUUACUUACAUGCUGGGGACAUUACCAUCUUUUCGCGUGACGCACGGGCAGGAUGAUCACGUAAACACAAGCUCUGUGGAAGAUCCCACCAAGCUGCAGCGAUGGAUGACCACAACAGAGCACCCUGGAAUUAUCUACUUCGACAUUGCCUGCUUGUUUUUCUUCUUCUUCGAAUGUCUGCUUAGGUUCGUUUCGUGUCCGAACAAGAAACAUUUUUUCAGAUCAUUCAAAACGAUAGCUGACUUGUUUUACAUCGUACCACUCUCUGUUUUGCAUAUAGUGUACAUGUGCGAUCAUACAGUGUGGUCUGAGCCGCGAAAUAUCCCCGCUCUGUUGAUCUUGCAGGGCUUCGUCGCUUUCAGGGUCUGUCGCUUGGUACUGGUCGCGAGGAAUUAUCGCCCUUUUGUAAUUCUCAUACUGUCCCUAAAAGCCAGCGGCCGAGAGCUGCUUCUGCUUGUGAUAAUGGUUAUGUUAGCCUUGGUGUUUUUCUCCAACGCCAUCUUCCUGGCAGAAAUCACGCACGAGGGCACGUUCAAUGACGUUUUCGAAGGAUUAUGGUGGAGCCUGAUCACCAUAACAACCGUCGGCUACGGCGAUGUUGUUCCUAAAACCACAUUCGGAUUCGUUGUUGGAAGCAUCUGCGCUGUUUCCGGGUUAAUCUUAAUCAGCCUUCCUAUCCCUGUGAUUGCUAAAAACUUUAACAGUUACUACUCCUUUAAACGAAAACCCACCGCCUUGAUCGCAAUCAAAUGGAUGGGCGGCUCCAAAUCGCCGAAGGUGGGCACUGAAGAGACCCUCAUAAUGGAGUUGGAUUGCGAAGAGCGACAAAACUGUCGAACAGGGCACGAUCAACACCAGGACCCACAAAGACCAGAAGGAAAUGAAAUGGAGAUAUCGUAAGCCGUAUGGCUUUAAAAUUCGAGUUAUAUUAUUGUACCCAUUUACGGACACGAGUUGCACAGUUUGUCGGGGGAGUGACAGAAAAAAAUGCAUCAGGAAGGUACGAAGCUACAAGAGACAAUGAAUAAACCUAUCCAAUGUGCUAAAAAUCCGACCCUUGAUAAGCAUCUACCGUACCCUGCAGUGUGAUCAAGGAAAAUGAAAGGGGCAUGCACAACUGUCAUUGUAUUUUUAUCAAGCGCUCGUGAAUGCGUUUGCAAACAGUUAUAUACAGGUGGAAAACUGACUUUUUCCUGUUGUAAGCCAGUGAUAAAAUAUUCCUUGAUAUAUCGUCAGCAGAACAUAGGUCAAACUAUAUUGCUAUAUCCUGCUUUGUUACUUGCAGUGGUGUUAUGCUCAUGAAAUUUGCCUCUUCUGGAACGUCUAUCUUGUAAACCGAUAUGAUGGUUAUUCCUUCUUUUUUUGUGGGGUGAAUAUUUGAGGAUUCGAUGGAAAUCACCCCUUCUCAAGGUCAUGCUUUAACGCACUCUCACCUGAAAAAAAUCAGUUUUCAAACAAUUGUUGUUUUUUUUUUUAUUAGCGAACAAAUUUAUUUUAAACAUUCAGAAAGGACUAUCAAAGCCUUUCUAAAACACAGCUUAUCAUUAGCUGCUUGCGGAUCAUGCUUUACAAAACAGCAAACCAUAAAAACUCAUAUUAACCAAACCAUUUUACAGCUGUUAUAGUAGUGAUUUGUUUAAUAAAUUUGAAAGUGCUGAAAUUAAUGUGGCUACAGCUAAUUUUCCCACAACCCACUUUUUGUAACAAUUUUUUUAAUAUUUUGCUACAAUCGGUUAUAGUGCAUGUGCAAUAGCACAGACUUGAUGAGUAUCUGUAGUUCGAGUAGAUCGAGAUACUUGCUUUGAUGUUUUACACCGUGCUCAGAACAGUUUCCACUCAGAUUUAUGAUCCGGGGCUGGACCGAGGUGCCUGCGCGCAAUCUGAAUAAACUCAGUUGGAUAUAGGGAUAUCCAUCUGACAACUACUGUACCCUUUCCUCGCGUUCACGAAGGCACUCGCGAAUAUACUUGGAAAAGUAGCGGCCAGUCAAAUGUCAGUGCACAUGUCAGUCUCCUUACCGAAAAGACAUUUCAGCUGAUAACGAAAGUUUACUAACCCGUUUGUAAAAUGUAUACGGUUUAGAGUAAUCUUCCAGUGAAAAAGCAACGGUAUUUUCACACUUACAUUUGUUUUUGACUGCCGCGUCUGCCAUGUCAAAUUGCCCUUGUUUAUCUCCUGAACCGCCACGCAGUGGUAUUGUGUGUCCUGCGCGAUGCAUAUAUUCCUAUAUCCAGUUGCGUUUAUUCAGAUUGGCCUGCGCGGCGCAAUGUCCAAGCAAGCUUUCACCAAUGUGGCCGCUCUAAGAUCAACUCCAGCUCAAGCUAUCUGCCUCUCCGGCCGUUCGGACGUUUUCCUCCCACAAUAAUGUUGUCCGUCGUCGUAUAAAAAAUACUCAAAUAAAUAAAUACACAAAUAAAUAAAUAGGAUUGCAGGAUAUUGUCCUUAAGCUUGGAGAGACAAAUCAUACUAAUGAUAUGUGAUUGUCGUUCAAUGCCAUACUGAAUAAUGUUUCACUUAUACGAUAGAGAUCAGUAUAACGAGUGGCGGAAACCGGAAUACCCGAUGUAAUUCACCGACCUUCGGCAACUGACGAACUUAAUCUCACGAUUAUGUUUCAACCAUUGCGGCGGUGUCAGUUUCAUGACAACGUGACAAUAUCUUUGACGCCAGAAGACAGACAAUGGGGGUCUCGCCGGCUCAGAUGUUUAAAACGCUGAUUUCCUGUUACAAUCACGCACUUCACCAUUUGGGCGCAGGUUCUAAUCAAACUUCCGAGGCUUUAAGCCAAAAGGUUUGUCAGAUACCAUGCUAAAUGUCCUUUGCUUCGUUUCACUUCGUUGGACUUCUUCAUGUACAUUGAUAUAUAACAUAUUAUAACGACGUAUCUCUUCAAAGCAUGUUGUUACAGAAGUUAUAUGCCAGGCGCAAUUUGUGACUGCUUCGAAUAACAGGCACUGGUGGUGCACAAGUGACGUAUUCUUGAG